AUAUUCACGGAAGAAUCCAGAUUUGUCGGUUUUUGGCACAUCAAUCGCACUAAAAUACAUUCUCACGAUAUGAAAUAAAUAUUAUUUAGCUUUCAAAAUUUUUUUUACCGGUGAAGAAUGCGGAGGAGUGGCUCCAAGAAUGGUGUAAAUUUUUCUUCCAAAUUAAGAUCGAUUUGUUAGCAAUACCUCUUAAAUUUUUGUUAUAAAGAUUUUCUGUGAGAAUGUGUGACCUCAUCUGGCUAUUACGUCUAUAUGAGAUUGGCAAAAGAGUGAGGGAAUUACUCACAAAUACACUCAGAGAAAUUACUUUGGCUCCAUUCUUCAGUUUAUUUUCAACCGUCAGUGUGAAAAGUUGAGCACACGCGAGGCUCUCAGCUUUAGACGCAUUAUUGAAUGACCUUUCACUGAGUAAUAGAGUGAUUCUUCCCAGAGGAUUCAGUGGAUAAGAAUACAGAAGGAGAAGUGGGGGAUAUCCUCCGGUGAUUUAGUGGUUAUUUCGCGGGAGAUUUCUCAACAAAUCCCCGCCAAAACGGCACCAUAGCGAAGACGCGCUUUUAAGAUAUUGAAGCGUGACGAGUGUACAAUUGAAUUAGCAUACUCUCAGCCUUGAAAAUUGUGUGUGAUUCUAGUGGAAAAAUCAGGAAAAAGAAGUGUGCGUGAGGAAAAGUGUGUAAGGUGGAUUUUUCCUCAAUUUACCAUCUCAUAUUCAUCAAUCGUGGAAACGUUGUUCCAGAAGCCACCACGUACGCAGAGAAAGUGCCUGAAGCAAAAGUAUUUUGAAGAGCCCACAAAAAAUGCCCAGGACAAUGUCAUCUGAGUCAAAGAGACUCUUGAAAACACUCAGCAUUGCUAUUCUACUCCUAUCACUUGCUGUCGCCGGAGACGCCAGGAAGACACCUGGUAGCUCGAGAAGAACUGGCUCAAGCAGUUCAAGUAGAUCUAGACCGACUUACACUCAACCAUCACGCUCUUCAAAUUCCCAUGCCGAUCAGGCUAAACUCAGCUACCCAUCGUACAAUCAGCAGCCAAAUCGGCCUCAACCCCAACCUUCAGCCCCAGUAGCUCAUCCAGCUCCUGCUCAACCGUCUCAGAAUAUCGGUUGGAAUACAAAUACCCAACAAGGGAAUACAGCAGGUGGCAGCAAUAGGCCCAUCGGAUGGAAUGUGGAUCAACCAGCACAGAAGCAGAAUAUUGCUCCUGCAAAUUCAGCCAAUCCACCACCCUACUCAGCAGUACAGAACCAUGGUCCACCUCCUCCAUACUCAGCCCAGGCUCAACCAAACCCAGCCACUGGAUAUCAUGCCCCACCACCGUACAGCCCUCAGGCAGGAGCACCCAAUCAACCUCAUUAUGCAGGGGCUCCUCCACCGUAUCAGCAACAUCCAGGAGGAUUUCCUCAACAAGGUGCCCCUCCAGCUGGUGGCUAUCCACAUCAACCGGGUUAUGGUCAGCCUGGCUAUGGUCAGCCUGGCUAUGGCCAACCUGGAUACGGUCAACCCGGUUAUGGUCAACCUGGAUAUGGUCAAUCUGGCUAUCCUCAGCAAGGCUAUCCCGGUCAACCUGGCCAACCUGUUGUAAAUAACUACUAUGGAAACCAAGGAUCAUCCGGUAGUUCAGGAUGGCAAACGGCAGCUUUAGCUGGGGUUGGUGGUCUUGCUCUGUACGGUGCACUCAAACCUAGUGAACACAACACCAUCGUCAUCAAUAAUGGAACACAAGCUCCUGCUCCUGCUGCUCCGGGUGAAGCUCCGGCAAAUGGAACAGUUCCAGCAGCUCCUGUUAACGGAGCUCCACCAGUAAAUGUGUCUGAUCCAGCCUACACGGCUCCUUUGGCACCUUAUCCAGGAGGAAUCGAUUGUACUCCCUAUUGGAAUCAGAUGAAUCAGAUGAACCAGAUGAAUCAGAUGAAUCAAACGAAUCAGAUGAAUCAGAACUCGACGUCAACGUCUACGUCAAUGUCCACUGCAGCUCCUACUACAACUGGCGAAAUGUCGACAACUGAGGGAGUCACAGCCACAACAGAAGUGGUAAAUUGUACGGGGGACAACUGCACAACGACAACUGUUGCCACAGAACUUCCAACAACAACUCCAGUUCCUCUGGCUAUUCCUCCAGAGUGCAUGUAUCCUCAGCAGCAUCAGAUGGUCAAUGGUGCUCCUAUUCCUCCAUGGACGGCAACCUACAAUCCUCAAGCUCCUGGACAGCCUCCUUACCAAGCUCCCGCAGAUCCAUAUAAUCAUCCCCCGCCCCCAGCUUCGUCAUUCCAGAACCAACCUAUCCAAACACAGCAAACCCAACAAUCCCAACCUGUUAGUUCAUCAGUGUCUAAGACUUUCUCUAGCGCUCUCAUAACCACAGUCACAAUUUUUGCUGGUAUACUCAUCCAAAUAUAAUCCAAGGAAGCAGUAAACUCAAAUACAAAGAGUCUGAAUUCAUCCAAAGGCCCACACGUGAUCCAAAAUUUGAUCUGAAAUUUAUUAAAGUGUCUUAUCUUGGAAUUACUAAAUUUGCCACUGCAAGGUGAAGGCACUGUGAGUGACUUAGUGUACACUUUAAAAAGAGCUGUUAAACUUUUAUGAGAAGUACAGAAUUUAGUUUAUAGAUAUUUGUGAAAACUACUUUUUUUUUUUAAAAAGCUGUGCAAAAACUGUAUUUGACAUGUAUAUUAUAUGAUUGUCUCAAAAUAUUCAAGUAUCUGAGUGAAUAAAAACAGCCUUUCCAACAA
Phlebotomus papatasi is the source of this 2725-nucleotide messenger RNA. Its product is annotated as trithorax group protein osa-like. NCBI's taxonomy places the organism in Eukaryota, Metazoa, Arthropoda, Insecta, Diptera, Psychodidae. The transcript is spliced from 3 exons. The coding region runs from base 795 to 2393 and encodes 532 amino acids. The record is from RefSeq and is a predicted model, not a curated record.